This is a messenger RNA of Colletotrichum spaethianum, 366 nucleotides long. Its product is annotated as sulfite efflux pump SSU1. NCBI's taxonomy places the organism in Eukaryota, Fungi, Ascomycota, Sordariomycetes, Glomerellales, Glomerellaceae. The transcript has a single exon. The record is from RefSeq and is a predicted model, not a curated record. Bases 1 to 366 code for a protein of 121 amino acids. Gene Ontology annotation, molecular function: FAD binding; sulfide:quinone oxidoreductase activity. Gene Ontology annotation, cellular component: mitochondrion.
AUGUACCACAACGUCUGGUCAUCAGGUGAUGCGUCCAGUUUACCCACCUCAAAGACUGCCGCAGCAAUCACAUCGCAGGCUCCAAUCUUGGUCAACAAUCUGUUGCGGUCGCUGGAUGGAAAGGAACCUGAACCAAAAUACGAUGGCUACACCUCAUGCCCGCUCACAACCGAGUAUGGCAAGGUCUUGCUUGCAGAAUUCAAGUAUGGUGGAGUUCCCAAGGAAACUUUUGGAGAUUUGAUCGGGUUCGAUCAGGCAGUUCCCCGUCGUGCGUUCUAUCAUUUGAAAAGGGACUUCUUCCCGUGGGUAUACUACAACUCCAUGGUGAAGGGUACUUGGGGUGGCCCUAAUGGCUGGAUGAACUAG